Messenger RNA from Pseudonaja textilis, 11445 nucleotides. NCBI's taxonomy places the organism in Eukaryota, Metazoa, Chordata, Lepidosauria, Squamata, Elapidae. The record is from RefSeq and is a predicted model, not a curated record.
AUGAGUGGACCCCUGGAAGAUCCAAAAAACCAGGUCACCAUGGAGGAAGAAUAUGUACAAGGACAAUUCAAGAAGUUGCAAGCACAACGUAUGAUCAUGCAGAAAAAAACAUUUACCAAUUGGCUGAACAAUGUUUUCUACAAACAAAAUGCAAACAUUAAGAUUCUAGAUCUCUUCACUGAACUGAAAGAUGGUAUUUAUCUCCUGCAUCUUUUGGAGCUACUGUCUUCUGAACAACUACCCAGGCCAAACAAAGGCAAGAUGAGAAUUCACUUUUUGGAGAACAAUAGCAAAGUCAUUCAGUUCCUCAAAUCUAAGAUACAUGUGAAGCUAAUUGGACCAGAAAAUAUAGUAGAUGGGGACCAGACCCUGAUCCUUGGAUUAAUAUGGAUAAUUAUCCUCAGAUUUCAAAUUUCAUCGAUCAGUCUUGACAAGGGUGAAUUUGGAUCCAGAGUUGAUGCUCUUUCUUCCAAUGAAGCUCUACUAGUUUGGUGUCAACGUAAGACAGCCAGCUAUUCUAAUGUCAAUGUGAAAGACUUUUCCAAAAGCUGGAAUAAUGGGCUAGCCUUCAAUGCCCUCAUUCAUGCUCACAGGCCUGAUCUUAUACAAUACAGCUCUCUGCGGCAUGACCAGCCCAUAAUUAAUCUAAAUAAUGCCUUCACCGUGGCAGAGAAGCACCUGGGAAUCUUAAAGUUGUUGGAUGCUGAAGAUGUGGCAGUACCAUUUCCAGAUGAGAGAUCCAUUAUGACCUAUGUGUCAUUCUAUUACCAUUACUUUUCCAGGCAGAAGCAGGGUCAGACAGUCCAGAAAAGGCUUACUAAGAUCGUGUUCUGCCUGAAAGAGACAGAUGAAUUGAAAUUCCAAUAUGAACACAUGAUCUUUGAACUCUUGAAAUGGAUAAAGCUCAAAGUGACAGAACUGGAUGACCGUUCCUUCCCCAAUUCUCUUGAGAAAAUGCGCUUCCUCAUGAAUAACUUUAAAGUCUUUCGCACUACAGAGAAACCUCCCAAAUACCGUGAGAAGGGAAUAAUUGAAGCCAAUUUUUUCCACAUACGGACCAAACAGCAAGUCAACAAUCAACGUGCUUAUCUGCCCCCUGAAGGAAGAACUUUAAGAGAUCUGGAAAAAGAAUGGAUUGCUUUGGAGAAAGCAGAGGACAGUCGAGGAAAAGCAAUACUGCAGGAGCUGUUGAGACUUGAGAAAGUUGAGCAACAGGUCCAGAUAUUUCUGAAGAAAGCCGCCAUUCGUGAGGCCUAUUUGAGGAACAUGAAAGAGAUAAUCAAAAAGCAGGAUGAUUGGCAACCUGACAAUGUAGAACAGCUUCAGGCAGGCACUAGGAAACUAGAGGCGAUUGAAGCAGACAUGCUUCCCCAAGACCAGCGCUUCAAAGCCUUGUCUACAAUGGCUGCUGAAAUCAUACGGGAGAACUAUCAGGACAAGGCCUUGAUUGCCCAAAAGCAAAUGGACAUCAUUCAUCAAUGGCAAGAUCUCUGGGAUCAUUUCAAAAGACAAAAACACGCUAUGGGAAAGAUGCAGGAAGUGCUAGUCCUUUUGAGGGAUAUUGACACCAUUAUGGAAGAACUUAAAGGAGUGCAGAUGUUAGUAAGCUCUAGGGAUUGUGGCAAGGAGCUCUUAGAAGCAGUGGAAUUGUUACAGAAGCACAAAUUAGUUGCCUCCCAAAUCUAUUCUCUUGAGGAAAGAAUCAUGUACAUUGCUGGAAAAAAAGAAGAUAUAAUACAAAGGAACCCAGUUAAAUCAGAUAUGCUUCAAGCCAAAUAUCAGAUGCUUCAUCAGCUACAUCAGAAUCUUCAGCAUUCCUGCCAAACAAGGCAGCAUCAGUUGGAAGGUGCUUUGAAGUUUUUUGAAUUUUUUCAUGAAUGCAAAGAAGAGGAGAAAUGGUUGUCUGACAAAUGGAAAUUAGUGCAGAUGGGGACUUUAGAGGAUGAUCUCAGUCAUAUUUCAGCCGCUCUCCAAAGCCAUAAGUCCCUCCAAAUUGAGUGUGACUCCCAUCAAGCAAUUUGUUCUAAGAUAAUUUGCAAGGGCCAGGAGUUAAACCAGAACAACCCAGAGAUUCGGAAGAAGUUGAAAAACAUCCAGCAAUUGUGGCAACAGCUCCAAGAUGAGAUGACUAAUUGUAAGAUGCGCUUGGAUACAGCUGUUCUCAUUCAACAGUACUUUGCAGAUAUUAAUGAGGUUGACUCCUGGCUCCAGGAAAAACACACUCUCCUAGCCAGCAAAGAUUAUGGGAAAGAUGAAUCUAGUGCAGAAGCUCUGUUGCAUCGUCAUCUUCGUUUGGAAAAGGAGCUUGCUGCUUAUUUUACAGAAAUAAGCCACUUGGAGGAACAGGCCCAUUCUGUGGCGCAGCAAUUGACUCUUGUCAAACCUAAAUUCACUGGAAUGCUUGGCUCUGAUUCACACUUUAUUGUGGAAAAGAUAUGGAAAAUGCAGAAGAACAUUGUUUUGCUGCAUGAAAAACUACAAACCAUGGCUGAGAAUUUCCUAAUAGAAUUGGCUGCUGGGGAAAAACAGCUGGCGGAGAUCAGUUCUUCAGCAGAUAUAUUUUCUAAGAGAUGUCCUGGAAAAGAGAAGGAGAUCCAAACUCGUAAGCAAGAGAUAAACAAGAGGUGGGAAUGUCUGGAAGCAUUAAAAGAAGAAAAAGGCUCGGAACUGAUUGGGGUUACUGAUGUCAAGACAUUCCUUCAGGAUUGCCAUGACACUCAAGAACUGUUACAAGACAAGAUGACCAGCCUUGAGGAUUUGGGGCAAGGGAGCAAGCCAACUGUCUUGGAAGUGCAGGCACGCAAGCUUUCAGCCUGUGAAAGAGACAUCUCAGUUCUGGAGAGAAAAAUUGAAUACCAAAAAAGGAUAGCCAAUUUAAUCCAAGAUUCCAAUCCUGCAGAGAGUCAUGCCAUAAAAGAACAUGGAGAAUACAUGGAGAAUCUAUUAUUAAUGUUAAAGUUAAAAGCAGGGGAGAAGAAGGUGGCUUUGCAGAUAUCAAGGGAUCAACAAAAUUUUCUGCAAGAGAGCCACAGACUUCUCUUAUGGAUUGAUGGUAUGAAGGAGAAACUGACAAGUGAAGAGAUGUGCAUAGAUGUGAUCUCUGCAGAACAGCUCUUGAAAGAACAUCAGGAUUUGCUGAAAGAGAUACACAGCCAGAAUCACAGAUUUGAACAGCUGCAGGAAUUAGGUGAGAAGGUUGCAGAUAGUUCAUCAAAUAUUGGAGCUCUUGAUGUUGGUGAAUAUAUACGCAGAAUUUCUCAAGGAAGAAAUGACCUGGAUGAGUUAUGGAUGGAGCAACAGAAGAAGCUACAGGAAAAUAUAGCAUUGCAGAAAUUCAUCAAAGAAGUUGAUUCAAUCCUUGCUGCUAUCUCCAGCCAUGAGGCCUUUUUUCAGACUGAUAAUCUUGGGGAUCACAUGGAUUCAACUCGGAGUCUCCUGAAGCAACAUGAGGAUUUUGAACAAGUGCUGCUGGUGUUGAAACAUCGAACAAAUGCAGCCAAUGGCCAAGGAGAGCAGCUGAUAGAAAGGGGGCAUUUUGCUUGUGACAGGAUUAAGAAGACAAUGGUUACCUUAUGUGAAAGAUGGAAAUUGCUCAUAAAUAAAUAUGAGCAGAGAAAAGGGAGGCUAUUAGAUUCUCUUCUACUACAGGAGUUCAUUCGUGACACUGCUGAACUCUUGGUAUGGAUGGAAGAAAAAUACAAGAUAGCCUCAGAUGAGUCCUAUCGUGACCCCACAAAUAUCUUACGGAAGCUGAAAAGGCAUGAGGCUGCGGAACAAGAAAUGAUGGCCAAUAAGAAGCAUUUUAUGGGGGUAAUGACGGCUGGAAAUCAGCUGAUACAAAAUGACCACUAUGCUGCAGAUUCCAUUCAGGACAAAAUGUCAGAAAUAAAGAAGAAAUGGGAGAAACUCUAUAGCAAGAUGAUAGAACAUGGAGAUAAAUUGAGGCAGGCUGGCCAGCAGGAACAACUGAUGGAGAUUCUUGAGGAUGCUGACGAGAAGAUAGAGAAGAUAGAAAGGAUGCUCCGAAAUGCAGAAUUGGGUCAUGAUUUGCGUUCCAGUCGCAAUUUACUCAAGGAGCAUAGACAGCUAGAAAAUGAAAUGCAUGGACUGGCUGAGAAAAUGAAUUCCAUUGUGUCUCAUGCCAAGAGUGUAGCUACACAUCAUUUCAAUAGAGAGAAGAUUCUUGAUGAGACCCAGAGUUAUCUGGAAAGAUUUGAUUCCCUCCAAAAACCUCUUGCGGAGCGGGGGCAGCUGUUGGAGGCAAGUGUGGAACUGUUUCAGUUCUACCAUUACCAUGACAUGGAAAUGCAGUGGAUUGGUGAGCGAAUGUCCAUUGCCAAAUCCACAAUCCAAGGAAAAUCUUUAAAUGGGGCUCAAAGCUUGCUACAGAAGCUGAAGGAAUUACAAGUUGAAGUGAAAGCCCAUAAGCAGCAAAUAUCCAGGGUUCUAGAAAAGGGGAAUGCUGUGGCAGAAGAUACGUGCAUAUCUUCUCAGAGAAUCAAAGAAAAGUGCCAGGAACUGAGCAAAAACUGGACAGAGCUGGAAGAAGCAUGUGAUAAAAAAAUUAAGCAACUGCAGCAGUCAGUUGUUUACUAUCAGUUCUUAAUGGAUAUUUGGGACCUCGAGAAUUGGGUGGCAGAGAAGCUUCCUCUGGUCACCAACAAAGAUUGUGGUAAUGAUGAAGCCGCAACUCUUAACCAUAUAGCAAAACAUAAGGUUCUAGAGCAUGAAAUUGGCAUUUAUCAGAACUUAGUUGUGGAACUAGAAGAAACUGCCAAAACUCUACCACUUUCAGACUCUAUCCAUUACGAUGAAGUUGAUAUGCCUCAAAGACAGGUCCACACAAAGCUUCAAGAACUACAAACAUUGGCCAAAGCAAGGGGUAAACGGUUGGAGGAGACACUUGAACUACAUGACUUUCUGAGAGAAUAUGAAGAUCUUGAGGGCUGGAUCAAUGAGAAGAAGCAGGUGGCCAGUUCUGAAGACUAUGGAGCUGAUUAUGACCAUGUCCUUCUUCUUUGUGUCAAAUAUGAAAAAUCUCAGCAUCAGAUGGAAAUUGCUGCCCAGAGAGUUGCUGCAUGUCAUCAGUUAGCACAGAAAAUGUUGGAUUAUGGCCAUGUUGAAUCCAGGGAGAUUCGGAAGAAGCAGAAACAGUUGAGCAAUGACUGGCAGGAGUUGCUGGAAAUGACAAACUACAAAGGCAAACAGUUGCAAGAUGCUGAAGUAAUUUACAAGUGCCUGCAGGACUUGAUGGAAGCUCUCAGCCACAUUGAGGACAAAUUGAAGACCAUCCCAGAUUCCAUUGCAAAAGAUCUAAAUGGGGUGCAGUCACAGCUACGUAAGCAAGCAACUCUUGAGCAUGAAUUAUUUGGGAAUGAGCAACAGCUGCAUGUUUUGAUUGAUACAGCAGAUGGCGUGCUCUACCUGUGCUCUGAGAGGCAAGCAGCGGAGAUCAAGGCAAAGCAACAGGCCUUAAUGGAGAAUUGGGAAAUUUUGCGGUGUAAAGUGGAACAAAACAGGGAGCAGCUAGAACACGCUUGCAGAUUAUACCGCUUCCAAACCUAUGUAUGGGACUAUUGUUCCUGGGCAUCUGGGAUGAUAAGAGAAAUGGCAGCUGAGGAGACCAUUCGAGAUGUAUCUACCAGUGGUCUGAAGAUUAAUCAGCUUCAGCAGCUAUUGUCAGAGAUUGAAUCUCGAGAUGAGAUUUAUGAGCAAGUGUCACAGCUGGGACAAGGCCUUGCACUGGAUCAGAAAAUGGCAACAGGAGAAAUCCAAAGUGUAUUAGAAACUCUGAUAGAGGCAAAGCAGAGAGUCUACCAGGUAUGGGCACAAAAGAAGGAAUGGCUUGAGAAGAUCCAUCUUUUGCAGAUAUUUUACCGAGACUGUGAAUACCUGGACAACAUCUCAAACUCUCAAGAGAUGUAUUUGAAAAGCUGUGAUUUUGGAAGCAGUGUGGAUGAAGUGAUCCAGCAGAUCAAGAAACAAGAGGCUUUCGAGAAGAUUCUAGCCUCUCAGGAAGAAAAGGAACUCUCCCUUCAGGAGCAAAUGGGAAAAUUGCAACCAGAUAGUGAGUUGGAAGUCACGCAGAUUCAACAGAGGCUCAGUGUGGUGUUAAAGAAAAGAAGAGGCAUCAGAGAUCUUUCUCAAAGUAGGCAAGAAAAAUUGCAGGUAGAACUCCUGCUAGCUCUAUUCUACCAGAGUCUAACUGAGGCCGAGGAUUGGAUUGAUGAACGUAUGCAGAUGAUGAAGGUUCCUUCUUUUCAAAACUUCAACAAGUCAUGUGACAAAAUGAAGCUUCUUCAGAAACAUCAAGUCUUUGAGGCUGAGAUUCUGGCUCAUAAAGAUAUGAUUGCAACUGUUAAAAUGAGAGGAGAAGCUCUACAACAUCAUAAUAUUCCUCAAACGGAAGAGAUCUGCCAAAAGAUGUACUUGCUCCAAGAACAGUGGGAAAUGUUGAAUCAGGCUGUUGCUGCUCAUGGAAAAAUGCUUGAGGAGAGCAGGGAUUUUCUUGAAUUUCUACAAAAAGUCGAUCACGCAGAGGCUUGGAUCAGAGACAAGGUAGUUAUGGUUAAUAUUGGUGAUGUGGGGAAUGACUACGAACACUGCCUUCAGCUUUUGAAAAAAUUAAAUGAAUUCCGAGGAAUGUCAGAGGGGGUAACAGUGGAUGAUGCACACAUCAAAGACAUCAAUGCUCUCGCUCUGAGAUUGAAGAGGCAGAAUGAUGAAGAGAUGAAAAUAAUAUGCCAACGCCAAGAACAGCUGAAUGAAAAGUGGAACAGUUUCCAUGGUGAUCUUAAAACAUAUAAGAAGAAGUUGGAAGAAGCUCUGCAGAUCCAUGCCUUGAUUAGAGAAAUUAAUGACAUCACAGAGAGAAUUGGUGAAAAGAGUUCACUGAUACAAGCAUUGGAUUAUGGAAAAGAUAUUGAAAGUGUAGAAAAUCUACUUCGGAAGCAUGAUGAAAUGGAGAGAGAAAUUGGCAUCAUUCAAUCCAAGAUGGAGUCAUUGGAACCAGAACUAUGUCAAAUUAAAAGGAAUCCAUCUACUAUAAGUAGCAAACUGACUAUAAAACAGAAGGAAAUGAGUAAUCACUGGUUACAAUUGCAGAAUCAGACCAAACAAAGGGGUGAGAAGCUGUUAGCUUCUUACCAGUUACAGAAGUUUAACUCUGAACUGAAGGAAUUACUAGAUUGGAUUCACGAAAUCAAAAGUCAAAUUGAAAUUGGGGAUCUUCCUAAAAGUCUAGCUGAAGCAGAAAUCCUGAUAGAGGAGCAUCAAGAAAUAAAGGCAAAGAUUGAAGCUCGAGGAGAAAGAUUUGGUGCUCUUAGCAACUACGGUCAGAAACUUGGCAAUUCUGGCCAUCAUGCGGCUCCUGAGAUCCAUCAUUCCCUCAUCAAGUUACAACAAGCAUUAAAUGAAAUGAUCCAGGCCUAUGAAGAACAAAGUCUAAAAUUACAUCAAGCCAGAGACUUACAGAUUUUUGUUGGUUAUGUGGAAGAGAGUGAAAGUUGGCUAAGUAGCAAAGAGGCCUUCCUAACAAACAAAGACUUGGGCGAUUCAAUAUCCAGUGUGGAAAGUCUGCAGCAAAAGCACAUGCAAUUUGAAAAAGACUUGAACACCCAUCUGAUGAAGAUUGAUAAUAUAGCUAUCUUUGCCCAAAAGCUGAAGGACAGUCAGCAUUAUGAUUCAGAGAAUAUAAUGACUAAAUGCCAGGCUGUGUUGAGAAGAAAGGAAAAGCUUCUGGAAAUUGCUUUAAUGCGGAGACGUCUGCUGGAGGAGUCCUGGCUAUUACAAAAAUUUCUGCACAAUUCUUUUGAGAUAGCUACCUGGAUGAGUGAAAAAAACAGUAUUGCCCUUGAUGAAAGCUGGAGAGAUCCCAGCAAUCUUCAAGCUAAACUACAAAAGCAUCAGACUUUCCAGGCAGAGAUUGUGGCUAACAAAAAUCACCUCAACAGAAUCAAAACAGAAGGAGAGAAAAUGCUCCAUGAAAAGCAUUAUGCUUCUGGUGUCCUCCAGUCUAGACUCCAGGAAAUAGAUGAGCUUUGGGAUGAGUUGCUGGAAAACUGUGAGGAAAAGAAAAGAAAAAUUCUGGAUGCUUACAAGGCUCUGCAAUUUCUACAUAUUGUAGACGAGGCUGAUAAAUGGCUGGAAGAGCUAGAGAGCGAUAUGAAAAUACCAGAAAGCAGUGAUAAUCUACUGAUUCUGAACGAUCUCCUAAAGAAACAGGAAGAACUGGAAACCAGCUUUGCCACCCACAGGGACCAUUUCCAAAGUCUGAUCAACAAAGUGCAAGAACUGCAGGAGGAGAAACAUUUUCUGGCAGAUGAGAUAGAGAUAAGAGUGGACCAGGUGGUACACAGAUACAAAAGUUUUAGGGAGCCACUCCAGGAAAGGCAGCAGCAUUUGGAAGCCAACAGAUUGCUGUACCAGUUCCUCCAGGAUGUCAAUGAAGAGUUUACCUGGAUUCACGAGAAACUCCCUUUGGCAUCUUCCAGAGACUAUGGUCAGUCACUAGCAACUGUUCAAAGCUUACAGGAAAAGCACCAGAAUUUAGAGAAUGAGAUUAACAGCCAUGAUGCCUUGAUUCAAGCAGUUAUCAGUUCUGGGCAGAAGCUGAUGAAGGAAAAACAGGUUGCUUCCCAAGCAGUCUUGGGACAAAUAAAGGAACUGAUAAUUUCCUUUGAAAAUCUGAAGAAUGAAGCUCAGGAAAGAAGAUGGAGGCUUGUAGAAUCUCAUAAAGCCCAGCAUUUUUUCAGUGAGCUUUUGGAAGUGGAAUCCUGGAUGUCAGAAAAAGGACUUCUGCUAGAAAUUCCAGAUUAUGGGAGAAAUGAAGUAUCAACUCAAGCACUGUUGCGUAAAAUGGAAGCUACAAAGCUUGAUCUGGAGGGAUUUAAAUCCCGAAUUGAGAAGCUGAAGGAAACAGGAGACUAUUUCUUGAACAGUAAUAACACAGAAAGUUCAACUAUCCUGCCCAAACUCCAGUCUGUUUUAGACCAAUACCUGUCUCUCCAGGAUAGGGCAGAGAGACAAAUAAAAGCUUUGCAGGAACAAUCACAACUGCAUCAAUUUGAGAGGGAAACUCAACUGGUGGAUGCUUGGCUGUUGAGCAAACAGAAUAUGGCUGAAUCAGAUAACUAUGGUCAGGAUUUGGAGAAUGUGGAGGUUCUAGAGAAAAAAUUUGAAGAUUUUAUGAAAGAGGUAGAAACUCUAGGCCAUGCAAAAGUUCUACUGAUAAACAAUCUAGCAUCUCAUCUUAGAACUGUGUGUCACAAUCAAAUAAGCCACAUCCAGAAAAAAACCCAGGAUAUCCAUGACAGAUGGGAAAGGUUGCAGCAAGCUAUCCAAACAAGAGAAGAGAAUCUCAAAGCAGCUCAUCAAGUUCAUCAAUAUGAUCGUGAUGUGGAUGACCUAAAAGGCUGGAUACAGGAGAAAGAGGCUGUUGUGACCAGAGAUGAUUAUGGUUAUGACCUACUUGGAGUUCAGACCCUCCUUAGUCAACAUGAAGGAGUAGAGAGGGAACUAGCGGCCAUUGCAAAAGAGUUGGAAAGAGUUAGAGGAGACGCCUGGCGCCUAGGCUGCCUCUACCCUCUGCCCAGGGAGAACAUGAUGAACAGACUUUCUGAGGUUGAAGACUGCUGGGAGAAACUAAACAAGAAGUGUGUGGAAAGAAAGCUGAAAUUGCAUCAGGCUGAAAAAGCCCAAGUCUACUUCAAUGACUGCAGAGAGUUGACAGCCUGGGCAAGAAAGAUGCAUUCCCUGAUUGUUUCAGAGGAGGUAGCAAAUGAUCUUCUGGGAACUGAAUUGCUUAUUAAGCGCCACAAGGAAUACAAGCUUGACAUAGACAAACAAUGGUUGAAAUAUGAAGAUUUGGGGCAAACUGGAAAUAACCUGGUGAAGGAAGGACAUUUUAUGUGCAUGGAAAUCGAAGAGAAACUCUCUGAAUUAUUGGAGCUAAUGCAAAAAGUGAGAGAAAUCUGGGAUCUGAAGAAGGAUUUGUAUGAGGAAAACUGGGAGAUUCAGCUGUUAAAAAGGGAGCUGGACUUUGCUGAAACCUGGUUGACAGCUAAGGAGAGUUUUCUUUCAGAUUCAAAUUAUGGGAAUUCUGUCUCCGAUGUUAAACAUCUGUUGAAGAAGCAUCAAGACUUUGAAAAAAUGCUAGAAGCCCAAGAAGAGAAAUUUGCACAGUUGAAGAGAAAGACAAAGAGAGAACUGAAGCUACUGAAACAAAUGACUAUAGAAGAAAAUGAGCAAAUGACCACAUUGAUCAAAGUCCCCUCACUAAGAAGGCGACAUUCAGAUAGAAGAAGCAUAAUGCUUGAGCCAAAGAAAACUCAGCAAUUACCACUUUUAUCCUCAAUUCCCAACUUAAGAGAUCCCUUCAAUGUCUCUCCUACCCAAAACUCUAAAGAGAGUUUGCACCAAAUCAGUUCUGAAGAAGACUUGAUGUUGAUCAAUGAUUCUCCCGAACCAAGAGUGCUUGGCUUAGAAAAUUCCAUGCCAGAAACUGAGAAUUCUUUAUGUCUUUCAUUGACCUCAGACUUGAAUAUCCAGCAAUCUGAUGUUGGAUUUUUGGAGUCACACAGUAGUGAUUUUAAUCCAUCAGAUGUGAUAAACAGUGGUGAAAUUUCUACCUCUGAGUUAGAAACUAGUGAAAUGAAAACUCAGGAUGGUGAAGGAUCCCCUGAUGAUUGCCAAAGUUUUCUGCACUCAGAUUUAUCACCAGAAGGAUCAGAAACUGCUUCCCAAAUUUCUGCCAAUCGAUAUAUUAUGGCAGGUUUUCUAGAAAAAAGAGACCAGGUCCUUUCAAGAAGGAAAGAGUCAAAGACAAGGGCUUGGAACACUUUCUAUGUUCAACUUCGAAGACAUAAACUUGACUUCUAUAAUGAUGAGAAGGAAGUAAUUCAGAAAAUACCUCCAGGCUUAUCACUGAGCAUAGCUGGAGCCAGGUGUGAGAGGCUAAUGAACUAUUCCAGGAAAAAAAAUGCUUUCAGCUUGAGAACAAGUGAUGGGGCAGAGUACUACCUUGCAGCAUCGUGUCAGAAGUUAAUGGAGGAUUGGAUUCAUGCAUUACGGAGUAACUUAGAUCAUAAUAGCAAUCAGAAGGACGUUUCAAUCAAUGAAAAUGUGGUGAAACCUCAGAUAAAACCUUGGAUUUCUACAGCUAGAACUUCUCAUAAACAGACUAGCAAAGGUUUCCUUCUGAGGAAAACUCCUUCCUUCAAAGCUAAUCGAGAAAAAAGGCUUGCUGGAAGUUCUGUUAUAUCAGAAACAUUGACGCAAAAUUAUGACACCCUCGCUCCAAAUUCUGAAGAUCCUGGCAGCAGAAUUGAGCCUAUGGUGAACACAACAAAGUACAUAGACAACCUUGGUGCUACAGAGAGAUCUACAACAGAGACAGGUCCCAAGAAACAGAAGGGGAUCUUUAAAUAUCUUUUCAGGAAGAAAUAG